Dentiscutata erythropus is the source of this 330-nucleotide messenger RNA. NCBI's taxonomy places the organism in Eukaryota, Fungi, Glomeromycota, Glomeromycetes, Diversisporales, Gigasporaceae. The record is from the annotation of a GenBank genome assembly.
AUCAAAGUUGGUCUUCGUUCUCCACUUCUGCUUCUGCUUCUGCUUCUAUUUGUUCUUAUAGAAGACCUCAGGAUAGGAGUAACAGAUUCAACAGGAGUCACAUUUUCUGAUAAUCAGUUAAAGAUUGAGGUUGAAUUGGAGUCGAAGGAGGUUGAGGUUAAAUUGGAGUCAAAGAAGGUUGAGGUUGAGUUGGAGUCGAAGGAGGUUGAGGUUGAGUUGGAGUCGAAGAAGGUUGAAGUUGAGUUGGAGUUGAAGGAGAUUGAGGUUGAGUUGGAGUCGAAGGAGAUUGAGGUUAAGUUGGAGUUGUUAGAGUUGAAGGUGUAUUGUUAG